AUGAUCAGUCUGAGGCACUGGGCCAGUGCCACAGAGAGUGUGCUGAAGCUGGGUCUACCCUGGAGGGUGCUACGCCCUCAGCUUGUCAGCAGCACCCACUACAGCAUGGUAGACUACCAGCAGUGGAUAAGGGAGCUCUCCAUCACUGAGCCCAAACUAGAGAUAUCUGACACCAGCAUCCUGGAGACUAUGUACAAGAACCAUUCAAACCUGGAAACCAUCUUUCGAAUCAUAGACACAGAUCACUCUGGUUCGAUCUCUUUCGAAGAGUUUCGUCAGACCUGGAAGCUCCUGAGCUCGCAUCUGAAGACAGAAAUCAGCGACGAGGUCAUUGCCGACCUGGCCCAGAGCAUCGACUUCAACAAGGACGGGAGCAUCGACAUCAAUGAGUUCAUGGAGGCCUUCCGGCUGGUGGACCUCUCUGCACACAUCUGAGAGGCCGGACCAGGAGCUGCUGUAGCUGCUGCUUUGAGAACUGCCACAAAUACACU
Paralichthys olivaceus (Japanese flounder) is the source of this 491-nucleotide messenger RNA. Lineage: Eukaryota; Metazoa; Chordata; Actinopteri; Pleuronectiformes; Paralichthyidae. The record is from RefSeq and is a predicted model, not a curated record.